Messenger RNA from Mercenaria mercenaria, 1561 nucleotides. RefSeq lists its product as uncharacterized. NCBI's taxonomy places the organism in Eukaryota, Metazoa, Mollusca, Bivalvia, Venerida, Veneridae. Gene Ontology annotation, molecular function: peroxiredoxin activity. The record is from RefSeq and is a predicted model, not a curated record. The transcript has 5 exons. Bases 113 to 820 code for a protein of 235 amino acids.
ACAUACAUCUAGGCUACAUUUGAUGAAGUAUCACUUUAAUUGCUCGAAACUAAAUAUAUUCUCCCUGUUUAAAGGGAGGUAACUUUCUAUUCUGUCAAAAAAGGUAAACAAAAUGAUGCCAUCAACACAACCGGGGUUUGGGAUACUAAGAAAGUUACCAGUAUUGGCCAAAAAGUUGGGUGUGGUCAGAUUGCAGGCGAGAACAUUUCAGAAGCUAUCUUAUUCUUUGUCUGAGAAGAAAGACAUCAGCAGAUUUCCAGUGCCCAAGUUAGAUACGCUGCCUGAAGACGUACAGGAAAGAAUAAAUGAGGUCACUGAAAAGUCAGGUUUCACUCCAAAUGUGUUUAGUGCAAUGUCCUACAGACCAGAUGAGUUCCGAGCAUUCUUCCAGUAUUAUGAUGCAGUGAUGAAUGACAGGGAAGGAGGAAAUUUGACAAAAGCAGACAAGGAAAUGAUAAUAGUUGCAACCUCUGCAGAUAACAAGUGCCUGUAUUGUAUAGUCGCUCAUAGUGCUGUACACAGAAUUUAUGCCAAAAAUCCAUAUCUAGCAGACCAGAUUGCUGCCAACUGGAAGACAGCUGACCUCGACGACAGACAACGUGCCAUCUUGGAUGUUGCUAUGAAUAUAUGUCAUUGCCGAGCAUUGUCAGAAGACAAAAUCAACAGCCUUAAAGACUAUGGGUUGACUCGCGAUGAUGUUUGGGAUAUUGGAGCAGUGGUCGCAUUAUUUGCCCUGUCAAACAGAAUGGCAUUUACAAUGAAUCUAAAACCUAAUGAAGACUUUUAUCUGAUGGGACGUGUGAAAAAGGAGAAGAAAUAACUUGUUUGUUUCCUAAAUACAUGUAGGAAAAUGUCAAUGAAGAUUGUUUAUUGAUAUUCUGUGGUUUUGUGUCUCGGGUGAUAUAAUUGUUAUGAUAUAAUAAACCCACUUCACUUGUAAAGCAAACUGCUCAUAGUAUUGGGUAUGAAAAUAAAUAUAUAAAAGGUAUCAAUAUUAUUUGAGGGUACCAUGCAUGGAGGAUUAGCAAUGUAUAGAGUUCUCUACCAGAUUUGUUAUGCCCUUGGGGUCAAGACUAGUGUAAGAACAACUUUAAAAAUCUUCUCGACUGUCUAAAACCUCAAAGCCAAGAGCUUAGAUAUUUGGCAAUAUAGCAUUGUGUAGAGGUUCUCUACUAAGAAAUCCUGCACCGAUUCGAAUUAAAAGAGCAAUAUAGGGCCAUCAUGGCCCUCUUGUCUGCAGUAAGACAAUAAACCGGCUUACUCUGUAUUUAUAUCAGUAACAAAAAACGAUACAGCCUGUUAGUUGAUACAAUGUUAUUAACAAUAUAUUCUAGAUUAGGCAGUUAAUUCCAUCAAAUUUAUAUAAUAUACAGAACAUUUUUCAUUGUCCAGACUAUGAAAUUGACUUACCGUAGUAACAGCCCAGUUUUUCCCCCCAGUCAGUUUUUUCCCCGGGGUAUUAACUUAUCUUUUGAAAUAGACUCCAUAUCAUGUUGUUGUUAUUUUUAUAUAAUAUUGACAGGAAUGAAUUUAAGACAUAAAAGCCAGCAUCAGUAGUGAU